Molecule: messenger RNA, 793 nt
Organism: Cynara cardunculus var. scolymus (artichoke)
Lineage: Eukaryota; Viridiplantae; Streptophyta; Magnoliopsida; Asterales; Asteraceae
Product: glutamic acid-rich protein
Exons: 2
Coding region: 14-568 (184 amino acids)
Source: RefSeq, a predicted model, not a curated record
UUGGAAGGAAGCCAUGGCAGAGCUCAAUAGCAAUGAAGAACCUCAUGUAUUGCCUUCCAAGAGAAAGCAAGCUGCUCAAGACGCAGACGCUGAUUCCACAAAGAAACACCGCCUAGAAAAGUGUGCCGAUAACGAGACCUUGCCUGAGGUCGAACAGAAAAUUAUCGACGAAAAUGGCGACAAAGUAGAAGAGGAGGAGGAAGAAGAAGAAGAGGAGGAUUAUGAGGGAGAAGAAGGUGUCGAUUCGGACGAUGACGAAGAAGAAGAAGAUGAUGAUGAUGAAGACGAAGUUGAACAUUCAAAUGGCGGAGGUGAAAUUGAUCGGAAGGGGAAAGGGAUAAUGAAGGAUGACAAGGGUAAAGGAAAGCUGAUUGAAGAGUCUGAAGAAGACGAUUCCGAUGAUGACGGCGCCAGUGAAUCUGACGGUGAUGAUGAUCUUUCCGAUGAUCCGUUGGCGGAGGUGGAUUUGGAUAACAUUCUUCCUUCGAGGACACGGCGUCGUACGGUUCCUCCUGGAGUGCGCAUUUCUAGUGAUAAACUCACCAACGAUAAGGACAACGACGCUUAAAAUUUCAUGGAGGUGGAAGAAAACUGUGGUUGCUGGUGGAAUUUUUGUUAGUUGCAUUGGAGUUGUAAGGAUUCUCUCCAUGGAGGAACAUGACAUUGGUUACAAAGCUGAGAAAAUGUAUGGUUGAAUCCUUUGGUAUGUUUCAGUUUUUAGUUAUUGAAGUAACAAAUGAUGUGGGUUGUUGCCAUAUGGAUCAUGUUUGGGAAUUCUAAUGACAUGAAAUUA